AAUGGAAAGAAGUUGUGUAGAGGAAUUUGUUUGAGUCCUGUUUGAAGGGGGGGAGAGAGAGAGGAGGAGAAAGGAGAGGGGGCCUUGUCGAUGAGGUUGAGGGGCUUCUCAGCUCCAGAAAUAACUUCUUAUUUACAACUUUGGCUGGAAAACUUUGGCCUUGCUGCGCCUCGAGCUUCAGAAAGGACACAGCUGGAAGGCUGGAAGGCUGGAAGGCUGUUUUCACACUUCUUGGAUGUUCUUCUCGUGGACCUUUGGAAGAUACUGGGUUUCCCUCAGCUGUAAAGCAGAACCAGCGAGUUGUGUUUGGCUUUUUUUUUCCUUCUCGAAACCUGAAAAACGAGAACUCCGCGCCUGAGAAGACAGCCUCGCGCAUCUUCCUCGAGCUUCGUCCCCAAACUUUUCCUUCUGCAGCUGUUUGUCGGUGUGGAAGCGAUGCGGUGACGCUGAGUCAUCAGGGAAACACAGCGCGACUCGAGCGAACGAGAAAGUCUCCAAGUUCUCACAGCAAGACGAGAAGGAUGAAGCUCUCCGACCUCCCGCUGCUCGUUCUCCUCCUGGCCCCCGCGCUCGCGCUCACGGCCGGUCAGAGUUUGUCAGGGUUGCGCUUCAUUCAGAGUCCAGGGAAUGUGACCUCGUCGCUAGGGAAGCCGGUUGACGUCCAGUGCAUCCUGCAGGGCAAUGGAGGCGACGAGGGCCCGCCGGACAUCCUGUGGCUCAGAGAGGGUCAGCCGCUGGAGUUCGCCGACACCAACCAGGUGCAGGUGCCCUACAGCGAGGACACCUGGCUGGUCAUCAGCACGCUCCGGAUUGAAGAGGUCCAGCUGUCGGACAUGGGCGCCUACCGCUGUGCAGUGGUCACGGAGGAAGAUGAGUUGGAGUCCGUUGAAGGGCACAUCCAAUUAGAGGGUCUCCCUCAUUUCUCAGUGGAGCCUCGCUCUAUGCCUGUAGUGGCGAAUAAAGGCCUGAGCCUGCAGUGCGUUGCCCACGGCCCCCCUGAGCCCGUAUGGGUCAUCUGGCUUCAGGAUGGAGCCCCUCUCAACACGCUGAGCGACCCUGUGGCCCUGUCUCCAUCGACCCUCAACAUCACAGGACUGAACAAAACCAGCUCGUUCUCCUGCGAGGCUCAUAACCGCAAAGGUGUGGCAUCAUCCGGCUCUGGAGUUGUAACCGUCCUCCCUGCUCAGCCGCAGGACGUUAAGCCUGCAGAGGUCACAAACUCCAGCAUCCGUCUGUCCUGGACUCCAGGCUUUGCAGGAAUUUACCCCAUCACUCUCUGUACAGUUCAGGUCAGACCAUCAGGAGAGGACUUGAAUCCAGAUCACGUGAUCCACAACCAGAACGUUAAUGUCCCACCUGCCACCCACCUGGUCUCUGACCUGGAGCCCUUCAGCCAGUACGAUGUGAGAGUGGCCUGCCGGAGCAGCGAGGGCGUCUCUGAUUGGACGUCGUGGGUGACAAUCAGCACCAGUGAAGGAGUUCCAGAUGGCGCACCGGUGAACUUGACCGCAGUGCUGAACGGGACGGAGGUGCUGAUUAGGUGGGCCGAACCUGCGGGCAGGAUUAAUGGAGAACUGCAGGGCUACAGGAUCGAGUACAGCACACCUAAUAUGGAGCAGGUUGUGCUGGACGUUGGAAUGGACAUUGAGGUGUUUGUCAAUCUGUCCAAUGCUUCAUCAAACAUCUCCUUCAGGGUGUGUGCUUACACAGGAGCAGGACAUGGACCCUGGACCCCCGUCCAAACGCUCUCUCUAGUCCCUGCAGAAUUCAGAGAGCUCAAAUAUGUUGGUCCCACCUCUCUGCCAGUGUUCUCCUGGCACUGGUGGUAUGUGGUCAUGGCCAUAGCUGUAGCCAUCGCUCUGGCAGUGCUGAUGGCGGUGUACGUGGCCAAACUGCGGCGGAAGGAGACGCGCUUUGGUGAGGCUUUUGAGCCCAUGAUGGAGAGCGGGGAGCUGGUGGUGAGGUAUCGAGCUCGUCGCACCUACAGCCGCCGCACCACCGAAGCCACACUGAACUCUCUGGGUAUCAGCGACGAGCUCAAGCAGAAGCUUCAGGAUGUGAUGGUGGACAGACACAAACUAACCCUGGGAAAGACUCUCGGAGAGGGCGAGUUCGGCUCUGUUAUGGAAGGCCUGCUGACUCAGGAGGAUUCCGUUCUUAAAGUGGCCGUAAAGACAAUGAAGAUUGCUAUCUGCACCCGCACUGAGAUGGAGGACUUUCUCAGAGAGGCAGCAUGCAUGAAGGAGUUUGACCACCAGAACGUCAUGAGGCUACUAGGAGUGUGUCUGCAGACAGUAGAGAGUGAAGGUUACCCGUCUCCUGUGGUGAUUCUGCCCUACAUGAAACAUGGAGACCUGCACAGCUACCUGCUCUACUCACGACUCGGAGACUGUCCUGUAUACCUGCCGUCUCAGAUGCUGGUGAAGUUCAUGACGGACAUCGCGAGAGGAAUGGAGUACCUGAGCGGCAAGAACUUCAUUCAUAGAGACCUGGCUGCACGCAACUGCAUGCUGAACGAGAACAUGAAUGUCUGUGUUGCUGACUUUGGCCUGUCUAAGAAGAUCUAUAACGGAGACUACUACAGACAGGGCCGCAUCUCCAAGAUGCCCGUCAAAUGGAUCGCAAUCGAGAGCCUGGCAGACAGAGUUUACACCACCAAGAGUGACGUGUGGUCGUUCGGGGUGACGAUGUGGGAGAUAGCCACACGCGGUCAGACUCCGUACCCUGGCGUGGAGAACAGUGAGAUCUACGAUUACCUGAGGCAGGGCAACCGCCUCAAACAGCCGCCCGACUGCCUGGACAGCAUAUAUUCCCUGAUGUUCUCCUGCUGGUUACUGAGCCCUAAAGACCGGCCGAGCUUCGAGGUCCUGCGCUGCGAGCUGGAGAAAGCCCUGGACGAGCUGCCAGACCCCCAGGACCCUGAUGAGAUCCUGUACGUCAACAUGGAGGAGUCUUCAGGCGAGCUGGGGGCCGUGGGGGGCCGGGAGCCCAUCAUGGGUGGCCCCUGUCCUCUGGGUGCCCUGAAGGGCACAGACUCGGUGGCCACCGUGGAGAUCCACCCUCCGGGUCGUUACGUCAUCUGCCCUCAGCACGAGAGCCAGCGUCUGCUCAGCGCCGAGUCCUUAGAGAGCCUGAACCUCGCAGGCUCCGCCCCCAUGAUGCUGCUACAGCCGUCCUCUCACUCCACCCCCCUCCCCUCAGCCGACCUCCAGCCGUCGGAGGAGAGAGAAGGGCCAGGGGGGAAGAGAUUACCCUGGCACUGAUGCUAAAACUGACUCACAGAGACUACAAAUCCAUUUUGGCGCUGUACUGCCUCAUGUGGUGAGAUUAGGUAUUGACCCUCAGUGCCUCCUGCCCUUUGCACAUCCCCUCCGCACAUUCGCGGAACCACAAACACACUUCCCCUGACAUUCCAUGGUUUAUUUGAGAGAUUCGUAUAUUAUAGACCAAACAUUUUUACUCAUAUAUGACUUUUUACUUCUAUAAUAUAGUUUUGUAAUUAUCACACACACUUUAAAAGGAUUCUUCAAGGGUUCUUUAGUACAGAAAAUGGUUCUUUAAAGAAGAAGAUUGAUGGAGAGUGUGUUUAAUAUGGUUCUGUAUGGAACCUUUUUAAUAAGGCCCCAAAAAGUGUUAUUCUAUAGUUACAAGCUUGACAUUGAAACAACAGCAGAACCAUUUCUGGUGCUAUAUAGAACCAUGUACAGCACAUUCUCCAUUAAUCUGAAGAACCAUUUCACCAUGCAAAGAACCAUUUAAGCAUGCAAAGGGUUCUUUGAGUGUUCAUGGUUCUAUAUAGAACCAUUUUCUUUAACAAACCCUUGAAGAACCAUCUUUAAGAGUGCAGUUGUAUAUUUGCCCCAUACACGUUAGGUUCACUCUCACCAACGACUGUAUAUAGUGAACAACAGGGACUCCCAUUGUUACGAUUAUUACGAAGCCUGAAACUGAAAACCGGAAUCCUUUUCGUGUUUGUGCGGUACAGCCCCGCCCACGUUGGUUCUGGCCACGCCCCCUCUUCAUGCUGGCAGAGUGCACAAUGACUGAAUUUGACAUUGUUCGUAAUUAUUCAGACCACAAGUGCUGAAUAGUUAUUGACUGGAUGUGUAAACGUUAGUUUGACUUACACGACUGGGUGCAGGGUUAGAAACUGUACUACAGCCAGCCACUAGGGGGCGUCCAAGACAUUUUGGCUUCACUUUUCAACUGCUGUCCACUCAUAUGACCACAAUCAAGUCAUUAGAUACAUCCAGGUCCAGUGUAUUAAGUCAGGUCCAUGUUCAUCAGACAAGCAAGCACGAUGCCAGUGUACAUUACAACACAUGAAUCACGCAUUCACAAUGAACUCAGGUGGUACUAACCAAUUAAUGAUAAUGCAUCUAUCACCAGCACAUCACUGCCAGGAAUCAGAACUCCUGUGGGCUAGAUUUCCCCUUUGUAGUGCCUCUUUGUAAGUAAAGACGGAGGUUUUAUUGUGUGCCCUCUCAUGACCGUUCAGUCCAACAUAUCCGUCCACAAACAAAUCAAAACUUGAAGCACUUCUGUUUAAUGCAUUAUGGCCAGAGCCGGAUUAUGAGGAGGCUGGCCACUUCCUAUUUCCCCCAUUAUAUCAAAAACAGGACUGCAAAACAGCAGAGGGCACACGCGAGUGAGUCAUCAAUGAAUGGGAGUCAAAGGAGCUCAGCGGCUAAAAACGAAAAGUUAAAAUAGUUUCUAAUCACUAACACAGAACUUUCCUUUAAUUCUAGAGAGUAGAAGGAUGUAUUUCACUAAAAACACAAAGAAAACUCACCUGUAUGUUUCCUUUUUUAUACAGCAAACAGGUUUUGGGCAGCAGGACGCUAACAUUACUGCUACUGAGUGCUGAUUGGUUGGCGAGCAGAGCAGCUCAUUGGCCGUUCGCGCGCAUAGACGUCAUGACGUACACAAGGCGCCGUUUUAAACACCUAUAACUCGAGUUUAAAAGCUCUUAAAAAUAUACAGCAGUGUUAAAAUGUUUUAUGCUGUUCUGUGUUCAGGAAAUGAAUGAAUUUUUUUACAUUAAAAAUGUUUAAGCAUUUCUAAAUGCUCCAUAUCAACCCAUUCAUUUUGGACUCGCUGAGGAGCGCCCUCUGGUGUUUGAGAAACCUGGAAGACAUUACAGAGCGGUAGUUCUCCUCUCCACACGUUCUCUGAUAUGGCCUCAAGUAACAACUAGGGACAGACGUACAUCUCGUUAGGGAGGUUGGAAAGAGCGAAAGACAUACACAGCUUUGAUAAAUGUAGUUUAACUUUAACUCUCUCACUAUUGUAAAACAACUAAGGAGCAAAAACCAAACCAAAUCCUCAGUGCUGUUUUGGUGUUUGAAGAGUUUAAGGGGCACUCCGGCCAAAAUUAAAAUGGUAUCAUCUACGCUACUUCCAUGCUUUUUGGUGUAAACAUGCCUGCUCGCUUCCACAGUAGUGAGAGUGAAACUCCAGUAUAACGAUGAGGAAACCCCCCUUCUGAUGAUGUAUCUUGAAGGUGAGAGGUACUCUGAAUAACCUCAGCCACUUUGGGGUGGAUUUUUGGGGGGUUUUGAAUUUUUUUACUGGCUAAUGCAGAAGGAAGCCAGAUAGCCAAUGUUACCUAAGCUCCUGCUGGUGUGAGUUCAUGGCGGCUUAUGCGCCACCCUGCUGGAGAAACCUCAAAAACAAGGCGUUUACCAUUAUUACACCAUCAUUAUAGUGGAAUUCAGCUAGAGAUGCCUGUGGCAAACCGUGACAUAUAAUAUUUUCGUAGUUUCAUGACGCAUCUGAACCAAUGGCCUCUGGGAAAUUCACAGCACAGUGCAGAAGUUUACUGUCCGGCUUAUUAAUGACCUAUAAAAAUAAAGGAAUAAAACAUUAUGUGUACAUAUUUAAUAUUGUGUACACAUUGCAACACCCUAUCGCCUAAACCAAUGCAUGCUGGGUAUUGUAGUGAGAAUACUGAGGGAUGAAAACACAAAAAACAUAAAAUCAUGAAUUCUGUCAAACGACAAGGCUGAGGAAUGCAACUGCAAUAACAUGACAUAACAUAGUAAAUGCUAGUUUUAGGCCGGAAUGCUCCUUUAGCUCUUCAGAGCCCAACGUUGUGAUUAUAUCUGAAUACCUGCCUAACUAGCAGCAGAAUAAAGGCGCUCUGGAUGUUUGAAACACAUAAUUAAAAAGGAACUGAAGUUUCACUUCAACAACGAAAGGUAGCCGUUGUCCUCAAACUGAUCUGAGACCAGUUUUAUGGUUUCUGUGACAGCAGUGAAUAAGCUGGGUCCCAAAUCAGCCUCCUAAAGGGCAGUAGGUGAAACAUGGUGGGGGCACAAACUGGGCUUUACGGCCUCGACUCAAGCACAGUAUUAUUGGUUGUGUUUGUUUUUGUUCUUUUCUCUGUAUAUAUGAAAUUCUUGCACUAAUCAGUUUCAACAUUAUUGUUUUGUGUUUGUGUUAUGUUUUGUUAUGCAUCUUUUUUCGCUCGUUUGUUUGACAUCCCUACCUGACGUUUAGAAGAAGAGCUGUGAUUUUUAUGCUAAUAAGACAUAAUUUGAGAAAUUGUCAUUGAAAAUAUUGAUAAUAAUGAAAAUUUGUGUGCUUUAAGCUAGAAUUUCGAAUAUGAAAGGCUAAAAUGAAAACAGAUCAUAAAACAAUUUUAUCUUUCUUCAAAUGCUUUUUUUAUUCAGAAGUUUUCAGAAUAAUUGAUUGGAAUUAAUUUUCCUUCAUUUGGAAAUAUAAUAAUCAAUGCAUUAUGGGAAUAAAGUGGUCCGUGAGGACCCUCACUGAUUCUGUGGAAAGGUAUGACUUUACUAUCAGUGGUACUUUCUCCAACAUUGCUUUAAGGGGGAAGUCCACCAGUUUUUCAAGAUUUAGGCAUAAUUGAGUGUGUGAGAUGUAAACAGUGAUUCAGAGUGGUUUGGUGUGAAAUGGUUCAGAUGUCUUUACAGUGGUGGUGA
Molecule: messenger RNA, 6944 nt
Organism: Colossoma macropomum (tambaqui)
Lineage: Eukaryota; Metazoa; Chordata; Actinopteri; Characiformes; Serrasalmidae
Product: tyrosine-protein kinase receptor UFO
Exons: 20
Coding region: 522-3263 (913 amino acids)
Biological process (GO): phagocytosis; nervous system development; positive regulation of phosphatidylinositol 3-kinase/protein kinase B signal transduction
Cellular component (GO): signaling receptor complex
Molecular function (GO): ATP binding; transmembrane receptor protein tyrosine kinase activity; protein binding
Source: RefSeq, a predicted model, not a curated record